AUGGAUUUCUUUCCUUCACCACUGAAGGACUGGAGGGGGGGCGUCUGUUUUGAGCUGUAUCUCAUUAUGGUGGACGGUUGCUGGUUGGGUACACGGCUCCACUUUAUGGACGAGGCCAACUCUUUCGCCGGUAGCCUUAUUUGUAUGUGCCGAGAAGAGUCUGCGAGACAGGCUAUCCGCAUUGCACGGUCAAAUUUUGGCAUCGUUUUCGGCAGUCAUGGUCUGGUGACCUGUGAACGGCCUAGCAAUCAGCUAGUGCUUGAAAUGCUUAACCAUUGA
Messenger RNA from Hydatigera taeniaeformis, 279 nucleotides. NCBI's taxonomy places the organism in Eukaryota, Metazoa, Platyhelminthes, Cestoda, Cyclophyllidea, Taeniidae. The record is from the annotation of a GenBank genome assembly.